Molecule: messenger RNA, 207 nt
Organism: Peronospora matthiolae
Lineage: Eukaryota; Oomycota; Peronosporomycetes; Peronosporales; Peronosporaceae
Source: the annotation of a GenBank genome assembly
AUGCGGUGCGCGAGCAAGGCCGCCGAGAGCGCGUCCGCACGUCUCUGUGCAGACGCCGAAGCAGAAACCACAGCCACUGAUGUCUUAUCGGUUGCCGUAGCGUCUCAGUCUGUAUCGCCUGUUGAUGCAGACGCUCGUCAUGAAGACACUCAUGUCUUCACAAAGUAUGAACUCGGUGUCUCAUACUCUCCUGAUACGGAAGACUGA